Erpetoichthys calabaricus (reedfish) is the source of this 6470-nucleotide messenger RNA. RefSeq names its product zinc finger protein 827 (gene znf827). Bases 439 to 4647 code for a protein of 1402 amino acids. The transcript is spliced from 14 exons. Gene Ontology annotation, biological process: regulation of transcription by RNA polymerase II. The record is from RefSeq and is a predicted model, not a curated record. NCBI's taxonomy places the organism in Eukaryota, Metazoa, Chordata, Cladistia, Polypteriformes, Polypteridae. Gene Ontology annotation, cellular component: nucleus. Gene Ontology annotation, molecular function: DNA-binding transcription factor activity, RNA polymerase II-specific; RNA polymerase II transcription regulatory region sequence-specific DNA binding.
CCCUCGCGUGUGGCACGGAGCACAGCGCGGAGUGGCGCGCCUCCUCACUCGGCCACAGUCCCUGUGUUGUUGGGUGCACGCUCCCCGCUGUACGUACGGGCGCGCGCCCCCGUGCCCGCGCGCGCGUGUCUGUGUGUGUGUGUGUGUGUGUGCUCUGCUGUUGCUGCCCUUUGAUCCCUGCAUUAGUGUUAGUUAGGGGCUCGGAGACACACACAUACACAGAGAGCAGCCAUAGUCAAGACACAGCAACACCAGCACCACCGCCUCCUCCUGCUGCCGCCGCUGCUCCCGCUACCCACUGCACACUCCAAACCCGGGGACAGCCAGGUGCACGACAAGUCCCUGCCAUCAGACACUCGCACAUCAUUUCCAUGGAGAACAUCUUUUUUCACCUUAUCCCUAAAACACGGAGGAGCAUGUAAUUAAACAGGGGUGAAAAUGCCCAGGAGGAAGCAGGAGCAGCCCAAGCGCCUGCCUUCGCAUGGUGAUCGAGGAGAAGGAAUAGAGGAAGCUGAGCCGGUGGAAGAUGACAGCUGGUUUGGGAACACAUCAGAUACCCCGUCGGAGUCGUCCUUUGGGGAUAUUCAGGAUGACCUCAGGGUGUCUCCCAUUGGCCAUCAGCAGGAUGCCGAUACUUCUACCGAGAGUUCCCUGGGCUGCCCCACUCCUGUGCAAGGAAACUGCUUGGAGCUGCUGGGGAACGACAGUGAUGUGUACAAACCGGGGGUGUUUACUUCAAAGGACCACAUCUCCUCUGUGGUGUCAUCGCUGUAUGGAGACGGUUCCCAGGUGCUCAGUAAGCCCCUAAGCAGUAAUCUGAGACGUUUACUGGAGGCCGGUUCUCUCACCCUCGAUGUGAGUGAUCUGGCGCUGAAGGGAAGAGGCAUCGAUUCUCCACCAGUAAACAUUGGGGUCCAGCCUUGCUCUUUCACCCUCCUCCAUCAUGCCCAGCAGUUAAGUGCCCUUGCUCGGAAGUUGGCCAGUUCAGCUUCUGCUGUUGCCUCACCUACUUCAGCUUCUUCAGAUGUUAUCAAGCAGGAGCCCUGUGAUUCUUUUGUUCCCAACAGUAGCAGCAGCAGCAGUCCUGCUGGAAGUGGUUUGUUUGGGGGCAGCCAUGAAAAGUGGCCUCCCAGCAGUGCAGCUCCCAACAGCAAUAGCCUUUCACCCGAUUCUGCCAUUCAGAAACUUAAGGCGGCCGCUAAUGCAGUCCUUCAGAAUAAGAAUGUUGCCGUGUCCUCCUCCUCCUCCUCCUCCACAACCUCACUAGUUGGAGGGAGACCCGAUGAGAACAUACGCUUUGAUGCCUUUGCUUCCCCCUUUAGCCCACAGUCAGCCAGCUCCACACUUGCAGCCUUGUCAAAAAAGGUAAGCGAAAGGGGCCUUGCAUCUGGCCAGGGGGAACAUCAGCCCCCUGCCAGCUCCUUUCUCUCCCUGGUCUCCAUGACCUCCUCGGCAGCUCUACUUAAGGAGGUGGCAGCUCGGGCAGCAGGAAACCUUCUGGCAGACAAAAAAGAGCCUCCACUUGUGGGACUGGCAGAGGAAGUCAAGCCACUGCUGGACAAAAACCCGAAGAUCGCCGCGCCAUCACAGACCCUGGAGCUUCUGCUGCCGUCCCCUGCAAAAGGAAGGACUAAAAUGAGCAACCAAGGAGUGGCUCCAGAAGACGGAGGGAAGCCUUUUCAGUGCCCGGUGUGUGGUCUGGUCAUUAAAAGGAAGAGUUAUUGGAAACGUCAUAUGGUUAUUCAUACAGGUCUCAAGAGUCAUCAGUGCCCACUCUGUCCCUUCAGAUGUGCCCGCAAAGACAAUCUCAAGUCACACAUGAAGGUUCACCAGCAUCAGGACCGAGGGGAAACCUUUCAGUGUGAACUCUGCCCUUUCACCUCAUCUCGGCACUUCAGCCUCAAGUUGCACAUGCGGUGUCAUCAGCACUUUCCCCGCACAGAGGUGAAGGUGAAGGAAGAGGCGACAACGGACACAGAGGGUGAGGGCUCACUGCUUGGAGACCCAGAAGUGAGAUCACAAGGACAGAGCACCCCAGGGCCUGAUGGAAUGCCGCAGCAGCUUCACUCCGCUGAGACGCCUAAUCACAUUCACGUUUCAAUCAAGGAAGAGCCACAAGAAAGAGAUAUUGCACUUCUGUCCUUCCCCUUGGGCCACGACCGGUCCUCCAACAACAAGAAGCCUCAGGAUUCUGCCAGCAUCAACACAAAGCUUAGCAGCCCCACUGCCUCCAUAUUCAAUCCGGACAUCUCCACAAAGACGGCAACUGAUUUGCUAAUUAAACUUUCAGCCGCCAAUCAGAAAGACAUGCCAAAGCCUCAUUUCACAGUGAAGGAGGAGCCAUUGCCAGAAGCAUCCCAGAGUCCUUUGUUGCUACACAACCAGUCUACCUUUGUGCUGUGUCCAGAGUCUGCCGCAGGUUUGCCACCGGAGAGAGCCUUGAAGAUGACAGAGGGCAGCCCUCUGUCCAAGAGCAACCUGCUGAAUCAAGAUAUCAAUGUCAAGGUCGCCUCUGAGCUGCUGAUGAAGCUUUCAGCAGAAAACAGCAAAGAGAUAAAUACAAAAAAGACAACAGUGAAAGAAGAGCCCAUGGAAGUGGACAUUCCCAGUGAAUCUCCUGCCCCUCCUCACAUUCUUGGCUUUGGCACUUUACUGGAUGAAGAGAAAAGCGAACCUGUCCAAGACCUACCUGAUGCAAUGGUGUGCCCUCAAAAAGACCUUUUCUCCCAAGAUAUAUCAGUUAAGAUGGCAUCAGAGUUGCUCUUUAAACUGUCAGAGAAAGUGAACAAAGCAAAUGACCAUAAAGACAACCAUAUCCUUAACAUGAGCAGUCCCAGCCCUUUCCUUAAUGACAGCUUCAGACAAUCACCCUUUAACUCCAGUGCAAAGGACCUCUUACCGCACGAACCAGGAAGGACGACUCUCCAAGACUCUGAAAAGAUGAGCCGUGUGUCUGGAAAUGGUGUGCCACAGUGGAAGCUGAGCGAGCAGCUCUUUCCGUGCAAUAUCUGUGGGAAAGUGUUUGGAAGACAACAGACACUUUCUCGACACAUAUCUCUACACACUGAGGAGAGGAAAUACAAGUGUCAUUUGUGCCCUUAUGCUGCCAAGUGCCGUGCCAACCUCAACCAGCACUUAACGAUCCACUCAGUGAAGCUCGUGAGCACAGACGCAGAUGAGAUUGUGAGCGCCGUCACAGCAGAAAGUAGCGAUCGCAAAAACUACCCCUACUACUACAGCUGUCACGUGUGUGGUUUUGAGACGGAGCUCAAUGCCCAGUUUGUCAGCCACAUGUCACUCCAUGUAGACAAGGAGCAGUGGAUGUUCUCCAUCUGUUGCUGCACUUGUGAGUUUGUGUGCACCGAAGAAGGGGAGAUGAAGACGCACAUCAGCGGAGGUCAUACAGGUCACAACUCUAAAAGCCCUUUAAGUGAGACAAAGAGCACAUCCUCUGUGCUGUCAGCGCUCAGCGAUUCUGUCAACGGCUCCGACUGCAGCGAAGUCGUCCAGGGCAACGAGGAGCUCAAGAGUCUGCUGGCCCCGCCCCUCCCAUCGUGCACUCCAUCCAGCCUGGGCAGCCAGUCAGGGUCAGGGACGGAGGAGAAAUCUGAGAAAGGUUUCGAAUGCGUCUUUUGCAACUUUGUUUGCAAGACAAAGAUGAUGUACGAGAGGCACCUGCAGAUCCACUUGAUCACGCGCAUGUUCGAGUGUGACGUCUGCCACAAGUUCAUGAAAACCCCUGAGCAGCUGCUGGAGCACAAGAAGUGCCAUACGGUCCCGACUGGAGGGCUCAAGUGCCCCUUCUGCAUCUACUCAACUAACCGGCCCACCGCAAUGGAGUGCCACUUGAAAACGCACUAUAAGAUGGAGUACAAGUGUCGCAUCUGCCAGGCGAUGAAGUCCAACCAGCUAGAGCUGGAGAUGCACAUCCGCGAGCACCGGCUUGGCAACCACUAUAAGUGUGAGCAGUGUGGCUACCUGUCCAAGACCGCCAAUAAGCUCAUCGAGCACGUCCGCGUGCACACUGGCGAGCGGCCCUUUCACUGCGACCAGUGCAGCUACAGCUGCAAGCGCAAAGACAACCUCAACCUGCACAAAAAGCUGAAGCACGCACCGCGCCAGACCUUCAGCUGCACUGAGUGCUCGUUCACCACAACUCACCCCUUCGUGUUCAGCCGCCACAUCAAGAAACACCAGAAUGGAGAGUGUCUGGAGGACGAGCAACAGCGCAAGAGCAAGGAGGCGUUUCUGGUGAGCAGCAGUGGCAGCAGCAGGAACAGCAGCCCACUCUUGAGCUUGUCUGCCUCCCAGGCGCUGCAGUCGGUCGCCCUCUCUGUAACUGGGAAGCAGCAGCAGCGGCAGCAGCAGGAGGUGGACCUGGACCUCCAAGUCCUCCUGGCCAAUGGUACCUCCAUUUCCUCCCACUAUGAGAAGUACAGGAACUGUGAUUUGGCACAUCUCAUCCCGCUCACCACACUCUUCCCAGCCACGCAGUUAGGCAUCAGGAGCAGCCACACAUUCCAGCCUUCUAUGCCUUCCUUUCUCAGGCGGCAGUCUGCCUCUUCCUGUCCUUCCCCGGCGCCCAGUUCUCUCAAACACUCCUUUCUGGCAUAUCUCGGGCUCACGGAGAAGGCUGACAAUGCGUGAUCCUUCAUCCCGGCCACACUUAAACCGCUGCAUGCCUCCCGAGAAGGGGGAGCUUUUAGGGUCACGUUCUGGACAGAGCGACAGCCAAGCCAAAGGAAAGAAAAGAAACGCAAGCUACAAGAAUGGAACCACGUGGGUCAAACGUUGCCGCUUCCUUCUGCAUUCGCCUCGUCCCGUUGAAUCAGCAGCACUACCCAAUGACUCGAUUUCAUUGUUCAUUUUUUUUUUUUUUAAACCCAGGAAUGGACUCCCAUUUUGCCACACAGGUCCUUUUUCACCUUAUGAAGGAAGCUAAAUGUGGAUCACUAGUAGUGGGGUCUCUCGAAGCUGUUCAAACAAAUCUCUACAAAACGAAGAUUUGUGAAAUUCCUCGCAUUCUCACCAGUAUUCCGAAUCCAUGCUGCUUUUGAUACGGUGCUAUAACCAUAGAGCCUGCCGACUCCAAGGCCCAUGCGUUCAUUGAGAUGAUUGUCACCUUCCCGUGUCUGAGAGGCGCUUUGACUUCCAUGAGCACUUAGCAUCAGUCGGCUUCUGAAGCUUGUCUGUAACGUCCGUCGCUUUGAACCGCACACUACGGUGGGCAUCUCUUCCUCUCUUCUACAUUUCCUCCUUGCUGGAAACGGUGAGAUGUUGCUUGCCAUAUGAUGGACGCUGUUGAACUGAAUGCUGCUGCCUCACCAGGCUGAUGGCAGGCGAAAGAAAAGGAACUGUGCAGAAAAUGGAAAGCUGCUGUUGAGGAUCUAAAAGACGUCCCCAAGCUAAACGUUAAGCACUAGAAAAGAAGGGAAAAACCAAGUUUUCCCUUAAAACGCUGUUAUUGCACCCAAAAAAGCCAAGGACUGCUUAAAAAAAACAAAAACAAAAACAAGAAAACAGGUACAAGUGCAGCAACUGCUGUUGAUCUUUCUUUUUUUAAGCCUUUUUAGGCCCCUGUUUAAAACGCAGAAGUUCAUAUGUAUAUAAUAUAUAUGUUCAGCCCCGCCCCUUCCGGAACGGUCCAUUCUGGGCCGUGUCUCAUGACGUUUGAAUUUUAAGACUAAGGUAAGUUAGUGGGAGAGGAAACCUGGGCUUUUGUGCUCAGGCUAAAUUAAAACGGCAGUUUUGCACAGUGCUUUAGUCUUGCACUAUUUUGUAUUUGUCCAGUUUAAAAAAGAAAAAAAAAUGGAAAAAAAGAAAGAAAGAAAACUGGGUUUCCAUAUUUUAAUAUUCAUGACGAGGGUGACUGAUGAUGAGCAUGCAACGGCACCACCGACACUUUUUAGUUUUUAGCACUUACCUGGAUGGUCUGCAGUCUAAAAACCCGGGCAGAGGAUCCCCCCUUUUUAGGGAAGUGUGUUGGGGGGGCCAACAAGCUGCUUCUACUUUGGUUGAGGAAGUACAUCUUUGUCUGUAAGGGCAGCUCCACAAAAAAUGUGGCCCAAUGUCCCAGUAGCACUUCAAUAGGCUGAACCCACCUAACAUUCAGAAACACAAGCGGGACGCCUCACCCGGGGGUACCCGGUGCUGCUUAGAAUGGCCUCCGGCUCCCCUUGACCCCGAAUUAGGGUUAAACACAUUGGGUCAUGUGUGGAUGGGUGGGCAUGCGCUAUAUGGAUAACACCCGUUUCAUUACUGUGGUCGUGCCAUUGUGUUUUGGUAAUGGCAGUUAGAGACACUCGAGGGACCACAGCACUUUUAAUAGAAGGAAAAUCGAGGGGCUUACAACAGAAUAUAGAAAAAUGGGGGCUGCAGCCUGCCCAGUGCUGUCAGGGUGGUCUCUGUGCCCCACUGUGACCCUGAAGUGGAUUAAGUAGAUUUGAGAAUGCUGUGUUAUAAUAGAAUUU